GGCUCUACCUGAGUUUCGUUAAGGGAAGCGGAAAAGGCAUAAACUGCUCGGCCUGCUCCGGACAUUAUCAGAAUUGUUCUCCCGUGAUAAGAAGUAUCCGUGGGUCAUCUAUACGUUUACCUGGAUUGCAAAGGACAUAGAAGUUCCAACGUUUUGGAGAAUAAUAUUUUCCUGAAGCUUGGGGUUCUAAAUUACCUUCUCCCAGAUCGAAAAUAUCCUACUUCCUGGUCACGUUCAACAGCAGACAAUAAGCAUGGCGUUGACCCCGCGGCGUGUCCGGCUCAAGCCCUGGCUAGUGGCCCAGGUGGACAGUGGGUUCUACCCAGGCCUGGUGUGGAUUGACCGAGACAAUAAGCGCUUCAGGAUCCCUUGGAAACAUGCUACACGGCACACCCCCCAGCACGAGGAAGAAAACACAAUUUUUAAGGCCUGGGCGGUAGAGACCGGAAAGUUCCAGGAGGGUAUUGAUGAUCCUGACCCUGCCAAGUGGAAAGCUCAGCUCCGCUGCGCCCUCAACAAGAGCAGAGAGUUCAACCUUGUCUACGACGGCACCAAAGAAGUCCCCAUGAACCCCCUGAAGAUCUACGACAUCUGCGACAUCCCACAGCCCCUCAGUAACCCAGGAUCUUCAGACCCUGGGUCUUGGACACCAAAUGAUGGGGAUGAAGAUGAAUCAGAUGGCUCAGAGCCCCUCCCUCCUUAUCCAACAUCCAACGGCACCAGCCCCGCUCUUAUGUGGUCUCCACCGGGGUCUGUAUCGCCCCUCCAACCCCCCAGCUGCCCCCCAUCAGUUGAAGUGUGGCCCAAAGAGGAAGUUAAGCUGUGGCCCAAAGAGGAGCCUUUGGAUAUGGAGAUGCAGCCUUCGCCCCUGGAGAUGGCGCCCCCCCCCCCACUGGACAUGCCUCCCCCUCCCAUGCCUGACGUGAUGUUCGCCUCCCCAGAGAUGUGGAUCAGCUCCUUGCCUAUAACAGACCUGGAGGUGCAGUUCCAGUACCGGGGUAAGGAGGUGUGUCCAGCCAUGACGGUCAGUAACCCACAGGGCUGUAGGCUUUUUUACGGGGACCUAGGUCCCAUGGUCAACCAGGAGGAGCUGUUUGGUCCUAUCAGCCUGGAGCAGCUGAGGUUCCCCUCUACUGAGCAUAUCGCCAACGACACGCAGAGGGUCUUCACCAACCGCCUGCUGGAUGUCAUGGACCGAGGCCUCGUCCUGGAGAUCAGCGGCCAUGACAUCUAUGCCAUCCGCCUCUGCCAAUGCAAGGUGUACUGGUCAGGCCCCUGCGCCCCCAACCCCAAAGCACCCAACCUCAUAGAGAGGCAGAGGAAGAUCAAGCUGUUCUGUCUGGAGUCCUUUCUCAGUGAUGUGAUAGCCCAUCAGAGGGGCCAGUCAGCCAGCCCUCCUCAGUUCGACAUCAACCUGUGCUUUGGAGAGGAGUGGCCUGACAGCAGACCCAAAGAGAAGAAGCUCAUCAUGGUGCAGAUUAUUCCAGUGGUAGCACGUAUGAUCACUGAGAUGUUCUCAGGCGACUGCAUGCGCUCCUUCGACAGCGGCAGCGUGCGCCUGCAGAUCUCCAUCCCAGACAUCAAGGACAACAUCGUGACCCACCUGAAGCAGCUGUACCGCCUGCUGCAGACCCACCAGGGCCAGGAAGGCUGGCCUCAGGCUCUGGCCCCCGGAGCCGGCAUGCACCUGCCCCAGGCCCUGCAUGCCCAGUGAAGUAGCCUAGUCCACCACGGCCCUACCAGGCCAGUCAGUCUCUCUCACACACACAGCUCUGUCUGGACACUGCUGCCUCUCUACUGCUGGUCCAAGAGGGGAUCUAUUAUCAGCAAACUAGUACUUAUGUUUAUAGAGGCAUGUUCAUCAGAAUAGGGAGAGGGAUCACAUCGAUUUAGCUUCUUUUCCCCCUUUUGUUAUUAUGGUCUAUUAUAGGGUUCAUUGGUCCAUGUGUAUAUAUUGUGGUAAAUGCUGCUACCAGGCAUUGUAAUUAUACUGUUACUGUGGCAGUCAGUAAAACAUGGUGUGAUGAUAGUGUCUGUCUGCAGUUGUAAGCUCUAGGGCCUUGAACUAGAGCAGCAUUAUGGGUCAAAGUCCUGUAGGCUGCAAGUCAACAUUGAACAUCGUCAAUGAGUUACAGACAUAACCCUGGUCGCCAGUUACACAAUACAGUCAGUGACUUCUGAAUAAUCAUCAAGCUUUGUCCUGGUCCUUGUUGUUCAUAAAACAUGAUCUCAUUCUCAUGUUUGCUACCUGUUUGAGUGCUAAUGCAUUUUAGUAGAUUUAGUUGAACUUUUAUCAAUAAGUGAUACAUGCAUAUAUUUUAAGUUAUCCGUUUUAUUAUAAACAAUAUAAAGAAAAAGUAUCAUUGUGACAUUUGCAUUUUAAGUCAUUUAGCAGACACACUUAUCCAGAGCGACUUACAGGAGCAGUUAGGGUUAAGCGCCUUUCACAAGGGCACAUCAACAGAUUUUUCACCUAGUCGGCUCGGGAUUUGAACCAGCGAACUUUCAGUUACUGGCUCCCCGCUCUUAACUGCUAGACUACCUUCCGCCCAUGACUGUUGAGAUCCAUUCCUUCAUGCGAUUCUGACUGGUCUUGCUAGGUAUGUGAACAGUUUACUAUAACUUAGUUUUUUGUGGAGAUCAUUUAAAGGUACUAGUAGAGAAAAUCAUUUAAAUGUUGAUGAUUUUCCAUAUGUAUAUCCUACACUUAUCAUUAUAUGGAAUUUAAACUAUUUGUUUUGGCCUAUGAAAAUAGUAUACGGGGUGUGCACUUAAUGUUAAAGGAUCUCAACUCUUUUUCCCUCUAAUGAUUUGUAUUUUCCUUUUUUUGAAAUAAAAUUUUCCAAAACUA
Molecule: messenger RNA, 2851 nt
Organism: Salvelinus namaycush (lake trout)
Lineage: Eukaryota; Metazoa; Chordata; Actinopteri; Salmoniformes; Salmonidae
Product: interferon regulatory factor 6-like
Exons: 8
Coding region: 254-1714 (486 amino acids)
Biological process (GO): regulation of transcription by RNA polymerase II; immune system process
Cellular component (GO): nucleus
Molecular function (GO): DNA-binding transcription factor activity, RNA polymerase II-specific; protein binding; RNA polymerase II cis-regulatory region sequence-specific DNA binding
Source: RefSeq, a predicted model, not a curated record